CUGCUUUAGCUAGAAACACCAUGCUGACUGAAGUGGUGGAGAAACUGAAGAAGACCAAACUUCCUGCUGACUGUUACGCUGGAGCUGGAGAUGUGCAGUGUGACGUCUGUACUGGAACAAAAUACAAAGCCGUCAAGUCCUGUCUGAUGUGUCUGAACUCUUACUGAAUCAUCUUGAACAACAUGAGAGUUGGUUUAAAGGAAAGAAACACAAAGUGACUGAUGCCACUGGACGACUGCAGGAGAUGAUCUGCCAGAAACACGAGAAGAUCCUUGAGGUUUUCUGUCGCACUGACCAGAAAUGUAUAUGUGUGCUGUGUACAAUGGAUGAACAUAAAAACCACAACACUGUAUCAGCUGCAGAACAGAGGACAGAGAAACAGAAGCAGCUGAAGGAGACGCAGAAGACGUUCCAGCAGAGAAUCCAGCAGAGAGAGAAAGAUCUUCAGCGGCUGAGAGAGGCUGUGGAGUCUCAUAAGCGCUCUGCACAGACAGCAGUGGAGGACAGUGACAGGAUCUUUACUGAGCUCAUCCGCUCCAUUGAGAGAAGCCGCUCUGAGCUGAUACGACUGAUCAGAGAUCAGGAAAAGCGAGCGGUGAGUCGAGCUGAAGGACGACUGGAGCGACUGGAGCAGGAGAUCAAUGAUCAAUGUUUUAGUUCUGUUGAACAGAGACGAUGGAUCUGCUGGUCGAGAAACAUCUCACACAAACAUGAAGGAGCUCAGAGCGUCACUCCAGUGCGUCUCAACAAACUCCCAUGA
Messenger RNA from Labeo rohita (rohu), 760 nucleotides. Its product is annotated as tripartite motif-containing protein 29-like. Gene Ontology annotation, molecular function: zinc ion binding. The transcript is spliced from 4 exons. The record is from RefSeq and is a predicted model, not a curated record. Lineage: Eukaryota; Metazoa; Chordata; Actinopteri; Cypriniformes; Cyprinidae. Bases 245 to 760 code for a protein of 171 amino acids.